Protopolystoma xenopodis is the source of this 129-nucleotide messenger RNA. Lineage: Eukaryota; Metazoa; Platyhelminthes; Monogenea; Polystomatidea; Polystomatidae. The record is from the annotation of a GenBank genome assembly.
UUACUCUUUCUCUCUCAAAUGGAGACUAAAAAACUCUUCAACAUACCCAGAGGUGCGACGGCUUUGCGCAAUCGGAGUGAUGGGCAAAAUAUAGAGAAAGAGGAGGAGAUGGGGACCAUCAAUCCUUGA